GCAUCUGUGACAGACCAUAAGAAACUUUACUCCUUCACCGCAAGAACGCACCACUUUCUGACUUUAAAUUUGGAUAUACGACUGGUCGGCCGACAUCCAGAGAACUUUAUAUUCAGGAUACUUUUAGGAAAAAAAUCUUCUCAAUAAUAUGGGAAAAGAAAAUAUCAGUUUUUUGACAGUUUGGAUAAUUUUGGGGAAAAUCAUUGCAACUUUUUCUACUGACCCUGAACCCACCACCACCAGUACUGAGUUUGCAAACAGCACCAUUGUCGCCACUCCGCUGCCGACCACCGCUGAAUGGAUCACAGACUACAGUGACAUUGUGUCCAAGUUCUCUCUGGGUAUGAUGGACAUCCCAGAUGAUGAAGUGUGCUACAUCGUUCCUGGCAGGCCAGAGACCAUCAAAGAGUGUCAGUUCAACCCCGAAACACAGACCUUCAUCGUGAUACACGGUUGGACGGUAACAGGGAUGUUCGAGAGCUGGGUGCCCAAGCUGGUGUCUGCCCUCUAUGAGCGUGAGCCCACAGCCAAUGUGAUCGUGGUGGACUGGCUGACCCGUGCCAACCAGCACUACCCAACAUCUGCAGCCUACACCAAACUAGUGGGCCGUGACGUUGCCAAGUUUGUGACUUGGAUACAAAAAGAGCUGCAGUUGCCCUGGGAGAGGAUUCAUCUGCUGGGUUACAGUCUGGGAGCACAUGUGGCUGGAAUUGCUGGAGACCUCACUGACCAUAAAAUCAGCAGGAUCACAGGCCUGGAUCCUGCUGGGCCCACCUUCGAGCACGCAGACAACCAGAACACCUUAUCCAAAGAUGACGCUCAGUUUGUAGAUGUCCUGCACACCAACACCAGGGGCUCCCCAGACCGCAGCAUCGGCAUCCAGAGACCCGUGGGCCACAUUGAUAUUUACCCAAAUGGGGGCACUUUCCAGCCAGGUUGCGACAUCCAAAACACAUUGAUGGGCAUCGCAUUAGAAGGCAUCAGGGGCCUCCAAAAUAUGGACCAGCUUGUCAAAUGUUCCCACGAGCGCUCCAUCCACCUGUUCAUCGACUCGCUGCUGAACAUCGAGCAGCAGAGCUUGGCCUAUCGCUGCAACUCCAAAGAGGCCUUUAACAAGGGCUUGUGCCUCAGCUGCAGAAAGAACCGCUGCAACAAGCUCGGCUACAACAUCAACAAGGUCCGCUCCACCCGCAGCGCCAAGAUGUACCUCAAGACUCGUGGAAUGAUGCCUUACAAAGUCUUCCACUAUCAAGUGAAGGUGCACUUCUUCAGCAAGGAGCCACUGAGCUUCACGGAGCAGCCGAUGAAGAUUUCGCUGUAUGGAACCCACGGAGAGAAGGAGGACAUUUCCUUCGUCCUGCCGGUCCUGAAUGGAAACACCACCUUGUCCUUCCUCGUCACCACCGAUGUGGACAUCGGAGACCUGAUGAUCGUGAAGCUGCGUUGGGAGAAGGACACAAUCCUCAGCUGGUCAGACUGGUUUGGCAGCAGCAAGUUCCACGUCCGCAAGCUGCGCAUCAAGUCUGGGGAGACCCAGUCUAAAGUGAUCUUCAGUGCAAAGGAUGGAGAGUUUGUCUACCUUGUCAGGGGAGGAGAAGCUGGAGUCUUUGUCAAGUUAAAAGAAGACAACGUGAGCCGUAAAGAGAAACUGAUGCACAAGCUGAAAAUGCAAGGAAGUCUUUUUGGGCAGAAUGAUGCCUGAAGUUGCACUUGAAUGCACAUCCCCACCCAUCCUGCGCAUCAUCCGUGUGUACAUACACAGCCAAAGAUAGACAGUGCACCACACUCGCUGGGAAAGCCUUUGCAAGUAACUGGACACUAACUGAAUGCUGCCUUUUUUCUCGUUUUCUUCAUGUUAUGCCUCCCAGCUUCACUUCCCAGUGCAACCAACACAACCUCAUCCACAGUACUGGAAAUCAGUCUGCUCACGAGCUCUAUCCUGUCUCUGCGCAAAUUGUGCUGCUGAAAAAUGUUUCUUUGUGAUCAUGUGCUCACGUUUGACAAAUUUACACGUUCAGUAUUUUUUUUGCUGCAUAUCUUUGUAAUCAUUUGUUUAUGCGUUUAUAGUCUAUAUGUACUGUUUAUACUGAUUUUGAUGUAUUUCGAUACCGUGUGUUUUCUUUGCCUACGUGAACUUGGAUUAUUGUAAAUGUACAAAUGAUUCAGAGUGAUGGGCGUAAUUUAGGCGCAUGUUUUUGUUUUUUGUUUUGUUAUUUUUUAAAAUGUGCAAAACGAUAAUUUUGUCCCUAAUGUUUUUCUUUACCUAACAACUAAUUCCCAACAAUCAACAGGGACCAAAGAAGUAUUUGUUAUCUACUGAACAGAGAAUCACAGUGGUCUUUGUAAAUACCUUUUUGAUCAGUAUGAUAUAUUUUUUUGAAAAUGAGUCAUGUUAAUAUGUCUCUUGAAGCCUUGCUGGUUCUUCGAUUUCAUUUUAGUUAUUGUGUCACUGGUCACUUUAAAAGGCUCUCCGUCCCCUGUAGCCAUUUACGUGUGAAGGUCAUUGAGAUUGUGAUCCAGCAGGGAUAUGCAUUUUAUGGUAAUUUUUCAUAAAAUUCAGUUCACCUUUUAAAUGUUCCAGUAAAGGCUGGGUGUUCCUCAAUUACAUAAUGAAUGGGUCAACAGUUUCUUACUUGCAACAGUUUACCUCAUUGACUAAGCUCAGUCCAUAACGUGCCCUUAUUUUGAAAGGUCAAACAAUGCAAAAUUGAGGAAAAUAAACAGGCAAGUCAAUUUGUGAUGGGCUAGCCUACAUGAUAGCCAUAAAACAUCUCAAGAAUACUUCAUAUUGUAUUUAUUGAAUGUACAUUUAUAUAUGUGUAUAUUAAGCUGUAAUAUAUUUUGGCAGGCUUCCAGUGUUGUCUGUGUUUUUAUAAAUGAAGAGUUUUGUGAUUUUAUGCUCGAGGCUUUUGAAAGAUUGAUCAAAUUGGUCUCCAUGCCAACUGUUCAGUGCAUUUGCUUUCAUGAGCUGAGAUGCAGUGAACUGUUUAAAUAAAGAGCCAAGGAUGGUUUAAUAAAGUGAUAAAUCACAUAAUUCAAUA
Molecule: messenger RNA, 3041 nt
Organism: Scatophagus argus
Lineage: Eukaryota; Metazoa; Chordata; Actinopteri; Scatophagidae
Gene: lpla
Product: lipoprotein lipase
Exons: 10
Coding region: 149-1702 (517 amino acids)
Biological process (GO): lipid metabolic process
Molecular function (GO): apolipoprotein binding; lipoprotein lipase activity
Source: RefSeq, a predicted model, not a curated record